This is a messenger RNA of Neohortaea acidophila, 1000 nucleotides long. RefSeq lists its product as uncharacterized. The transcript has a single exon. The coding region runs from base 346 to 846 and encodes 166 amino acids. NCBI's taxonomy places the organism in Eukaryota, Fungi, Ascomycota, Dothideomycetes, Mycosphaerellales, Teratosphaeriaceae. The record is from RefSeq and is a predicted model, not a curated record.
CUACCAUCGAUAGUCUCGCACUGGGUCAAAUUGCCAUAGUUCUGGCUGGUGAGGAGCUGAUUGCGAUAGCCUCUGACAAUGCCCUGAUCAUGGAAUUAGCCUCGGCGGGGAGUGUGAAGGGACAAGGAGGCGUUGUACUUCGACAUAGCCACCGGUGACAUUGUAAAACAUUCCUUCCGCCAUGGCGGCGGCGGUCAAGAGGUGGUGGUGAUGGUCGGGAUGAGGUUGGAGAUGGGUUUGAGGUGUAGAGCUUCACGUGAUUGCGGCCGUCAAUAUGCCAAGACCGGAAACGUAUGAAGAUUAGAGUUUCGCUAGAAGGUUUGGACUUGACGAUUGGAUGAUGUGAUGAUUAGAUGCACAAUAAAAGCUAUGAUAUCACGGCAUCGGAGGCGGGGAGAGAUCCGACAAACCGGGGGGUUUUACAAAACACCAACAGUGUAUGGCAGACGAACGUAUAUGCGAGCGGUUUACAGGCCCAUCUCUGCAUCAAACCGUGAGGAUACACGUCGACAACACCAUCCAACAUUCCACGAGAGUCGACGAAUAGAGUUUCGUCAUGCAGAGUGGAUCCUGGGCUUGACCAAUAGGAAGACAGCUCGCAUGCCAGGUAGCCGUUUCGCAUGGGUGGCCCUGGUGGCUGCAUCAACGAUUCGUGGUCUGCCGGGGCGAGUUCCUUCCCUCCCUUGUUGCGUUGCGCUUACCACCUCCCCCAGCACCUCUUCCCCUUCUUCAUCCACACCUACAAACACCACCUCCCCCAUUCCUCUUUCCCUUUCUUCCCUCUUCGUUUCCUUUCCUCCCCUUCUUCUCGCUCCUCUUUGUUUCCUUAUUAGCGCCUUGUUGUAAUACCCGUCUCCUCCCUUCCACUCACUGCCGCCUCUCCAUUAGUCACCUGGUCCGCCUUAUCUCCGGCCACCUCAAGCAACAUUCACGACUGUCACUUCGGCCUUCACCACCCCCAAAUCGACCGGCGCGGAGUUUCCGCCACCUUCGCCACUUC